This is a messenger RNA of Scophthalmus maximus (turbot), 1383 nucleotides long. RefSeq names its product dickkopf-related protein 2-like. Gene Ontology annotation, molecular function: receptor antagonist activity; co-receptor binding. NCBI's taxonomy places the organism in Eukaryota, Metazoa, Chordata, Actinopteri, Pleuronectiformes, Scophthalmidae. The coding region runs from base 220 to 1098 and encodes 292 amino acids. The transcript is spliced from 5 exons. The record is from RefSeq and is a predicted model, not a curated record. Gene Ontology annotation, biological process: negative regulation of canonical Wnt signaling pathway; multicellular organism development. Gene Ontology annotation, cellular component: extracellular region.
CGUGGCACCGUGCAACAGCUUAUAAAGUCAACGGGUCCCGGUGAAGCUCACCUGCACGACCUCCCUCCGCCGCACUUCUUCCUCUUCCUCCUCUUCCACAGACGGUUUGUAUUAUUAUUAUUUUGGACUGAUUGAAUCUUCACCUGCGGCAGAAGAAGGAGAACCGGAGUCCACCCGACCGGUCCAUCAGAGAGAGGAGAGGAGCUGCAGGUCGGAGUGAUGACGCGUCGCCCGCUGCUGAUGACGCUGCUGCUCGGCGUCGUGCUCGUGCUGUCGGCGUGUGCCCGCGGCGGGGAGGCGCGCGUCCGCCUCAACUCCAUCCGGACGGUGGUCCUGAGGGAGGGGCACGCGCUGCCGGUCAACCGGAGCCUAUGGGAGCCGAGUGUGGACCUGACGCUCUACCAGUGCAUGAGCGACCUGGAGUGCAGCGAGGGCAGCUAUUGCCACGCCACCUCCAAAGGCCCCACCCACUCCCGCUGCCAGACCUGUCGCCGGAGGAAGAGGCGUUGCCAUAGGGACAGCAUGUGUUGCCCGGGCAACCGCUGCAGCAACGAUAUCUGUGUUCCCGACGACGACAGCUUUGUGUCUCAGAGGAUCCCAGACGCAGACGGACAUUUGAAUCCGCUGCUGAAAAGGAAAGGAUGGAAGAAGCGAGAGAGGCUGGAAGUCAAAGGGACCAGUGGAAAAGGUCAGGUCGGGGAUCCUUGUCUGCGCUCGUCCGACUGCUCCGACAGUUUGUGCUGCGCCCGUCACUUCUGGACGCGCAUCUGCAAGCCGGUGUUGAGGGAGGGGCAGGUGUGCACACGCCACCGCCGGAAAGGGAACCACGGCCUGGAGCUGUUCCAGCGCUGCCCGUGUGCCGACGGGCUGAGCUGCCGGACGCUGCGGGAGCCCGGCGGCGCCAAGCCCUCGUCGCCGGCAUCGCUGUCUUCCUCGUCGUCGCUCCUCGCGGCGGCGGCCAAGUCCAAGUUCGCGCCGCCCUCUCCCUCGUCCCGCCACCUGUCCCCUCGCACGUCUUUUCUGUCCUCGACCUCGUCCUCCUCCUCGUCGCUGUCGCCGGUGGGAAAGACGAGACUUCACGUGUGUCACAAAAACUGAGGAGGGGACGGGACGGCGAGAGGACGGACGUAGAGACGGGACCAGAGGGAGCGAGAGGCAGACAGAAGAGGAAGAGGGUGAAUAACCAAAAACCUUUUCACACCUGUGGAAACUCCCCCGUGAGCAAAACUGUCCCACUAUCUCAAUGCUAAUUAACUUCCUGUCAGUCUGCAUUCACACACACACACACACACACACACACACACACUCACACACACACACACACACACACACACACACACACACACACACACUCACACACACACACACACACACACACACACA